Messenger RNA from Dimorphilus gyrociliatus, 2271 nucleotides. NCBI's taxonomy places the organism in Eukaryota, Metazoa, Annelida, Polychaeta, Dinophilidae. The record is from the annotation of a GenBank genome assembly.
AGACGAUUUUUAAUGGCCGCCUCACCGAGCGCCUAUUUACGCUCACCAUUUGAAAAUGUCUUGCAUAUUCUUCCGCAAGGACAUGAUAAGGCUUUGAAACAAGCCUUCUAUAACACUGGUGCAACAUUAUUUAUUGCAAUCGUUUUGGCAGUAUGUCUUGCUGUUUAUUAUAUACUUCAAUUCUUCAUCAAACCAUUAUUAUGGGCUCUACUAUGCGGAUCGUUCCUUUACCCUUUUAAAAAAACCUUAUACGAUAUAGUAGGAAAAUGGUUGAAGGGUAUGAAAAUAUCCGGAACACCCAUUCUUGUUGGGACAACGCUAGUUCCAUUCCAGGUUUGGAGUUUGGUUGCAUGCUAUGUAUUUGUUAUUUUAUUCUUUUGGUCGGAAGAGACUAGAUUUGUACUAAAAAAAUUAUCUAUUCCGAUAUGGAUAAUUAUGAUAUUUCAUUUGGCGUCAGCCUCUGGCACUAUUCGAAUGAGUCUGCCUUUAAUCAUAAUCAUCGCUUCCCUAAUGCUUAUUGGUUUCGUGACUGAAAUUAGAACAUCCAGUACUGGUAGCAGUGACGAUGAACACGAUGGUUUUGAUCUCACUAAAACUCUCUCUUCUAUUGGAAUAUUACCCGAACCGAAAGAAACUGAGCAAUCAACUGACAAUACUGAUUCAUCCGACAAAGUAAAGCCUAAAAAGAAAAAGAAACAAAAGAAAUUAAGCGACAAAUUUUUCAUUUAUCUGCUUUACGCUAUUGUAGUUGUUCAAAUAUGGAAUAAUUUUUGGUUCCUUAUACAACUUGGCCCUAUUAUAGUUAUUCCUGUUCUAGCUAAAAGAGCAGGAAAGCAAUUGACUUCAUGGAAAAUUUUCAGAAAGCAAUUAGCCGACUUUGCUGUGUAUUUGACCGAGAAAGUGCGAGGAGAUUCGAGAUUAGAUUUAAUCGCUCCAAGACCCAUCAGAGGAAUCUGGAAACUUUUAUUGAAAGGCGAUUCUAAACUAAUAACUGUAUUUGAAAAUGGUCUGGACAAGUUACUCAGUCUCGUUAUUAUCUUCAUGCUGUUCUUUGCCAUAGUGUUAACAUCUGUCUUUAUCAUUGCACAGGUUCAUAGAGAGAGUGUUCAUCUUGUUACAGUAACAAGCAACGUUUUAAAUAAAUCUAUGAAUUCUGAUAUAAGUGACUGGAUUCCUCAAAAUGAAAAUAUGCAAAAAGCACUUGAUUCAGUUUUGGAUAAGGGAUAUCACUAUGGAAGACAAUGGAUAAAGCUAAAGAUAUCAGAUUCUCUUAGCGAUGCUGACGCUGAAAGUAAAAAGAGAAUUCAAAAUCAAUUUUUAGCUAUAUGGGAUAAGCUUUACCACAAUUGGUUAUAUCGUAAUGCAACAGAUUCGAUUCCCGUAUCUCAACAGAAGAGACCACAGUAUUAUAGAUCAUUUUCAAUGGAUUUUUCCAUUUCCCAAUUGUGGAACAUAACAGGAAACAUAGCUGAUUUAAACCUAGACAUAGUUGGCUUUUUGAAAGAGAAUAUGCACGUAUUUACAUCCGUUUUGGAAUCUGUCUACCUUGUUUUGAAAGGAAAUGUAAAUCUAGUCAUAACAAUUUUAACGGCAACGUUAUCCAUGCUUUUAGGAGGUGGUACGGCAAUAUUGAACUUUUUAUUAUCUCUAGUCGUAUUCGUAACUACACUAUUCUAUUUACUCGCUUCGAGCGACGAUACCUACAAGCCACUCCAAUGGAUUAGUGCUAUAAGUCUAAGUAAUUUAGAGCAAGCUAUAUCCGAAGCUAUAUCUUCUGUGUUUCAAGCGUCUCUAAAGAUGAUGAUGUUUUAUGGAUUAUACACUUGGCUUACGCAUACCUUUUUCAAAAUCAAUAUUGUUUUUAUUCCUGCCGCUUUAGCAGCAACAUUUGGGGCCGUUCCCUUUAUAGGUACAUAUUGGGCAGCUUUACCGGCUGUUUUGGAAUUAUGGCUGGUUCACAAUGAUUGGAUAUCAGCUGUAAUUUUAGCUACUAUUCAUGUUCUUCCUACAUAUAUUGUUGAUACUACAAUUUAUGCUGAAAUUAAAGGAGGUCAUCCUUACUUAACUGGUUUAGCAAUAGCAGGAGGAGUUUAUUGGCUAGGUCUUGAAGGAGCUAUUUUCGGACCAAUGAUUCUCUGCUGCUUAAUAGUCACAACAAAUGUUUAUACGAGCAUCUUGGCUGAAGAAGCGCCUGAAACUACUAAGAAACGGUUAUCGAAAGCCAACCUUGAAAGACUUAUAAGGACCAGGAGCGAAGAUCUCAGCAAUUGA